AUGAGGCAUCUACCUCCUCUACCGAGGACGACGCGUACCCCUGGAGGGAGAAUAAAACUGCAUGAAGAAGAAGUCCAAGCUGGCAAGAAUGGUGGCGCCGAAGUACGGCGAAUGGGCCUUAUCCCUAUGCUCCCGAAGUACUAUGCCACAGAAGAUUUAGUAUUGUCAGUAUCUAUAGCCUUCAAGAUUGGUGAAUCAACGGCGAGGAACAUCUUUAAAGAAUUAGCAGACGUUUUAUUUCGAGUCCUUACACCCACAAACCUGCAGAUGCCACAUGAACAUCGGUGGGCAGCAAUAUGCAACGACUUUUUGAGCGAAUGGAAUUUUCCUCAUUGUCCAGGCGCUUUCGAUGGAAAGCAUUUUGAAAUAAAAGCGCCACCGAAUUCAGGAUCUUUAUUUCAUAAUUAUAAGGAAAAAUUUAGCAUUGUUCUAUUAGCCGUAUGCGACGCUAACCCUAUAGGUCAGUCUUUAAGAAGAGGAGAGCUACGUUUACCUCGAGGAACAACUGCACUGCCGGGAAGUGUAGACAGAACACUGCCAAUUUUUCUGGGUGAUGGUGGUUUUCCAAUAUUGCCAAAUAUGAUGGUACCUUAUGGCGGUGAAAAUUUAGACGAGUCCAAACGAAUCUUCAAAUAUCGCCUGUCAACAGCACGAAGAACAAUCGAAAAUGCUUUCGGCAUUUUAACAGCUCGUUGGAGAAUCUUCAGAAGGCCAUCAGAUUUGGAAGUGAACAGUGUCGAUAUGAUAAUUUUGGCGACAAUAUGUCUACACAAUUUCCUACGAAGUAAAGACGAAACCAAAAUCCACCGGUAG
Belonocnema kinseyi is the source of this 813-nucleotide messenger RNA. RefSeq lists its product as uncharacterized. Lineage: Eukaryota; Metazoa; Arthropoda; Insecta; Hymenoptera; Cynipidae. The record is from RefSeq and is a predicted model, not a curated record. The coding region runs from base 1 to 813 and encodes 270 amino acids. The transcript has 3 exons.